AUGUCCGCUUCCUUACCCCGCCAUUUCGCUGGUAAAGCUUCUCCCAGUGGUGGUGAAUGGCAGACUAUGGAUGGUUGCACUGCUGUGUGCCAUGUGUCUUAUGCUAUGAUGGAUACCGCCUACAUUUACCCUAUCACUCCCUCGUCCCCUGCUGCUGAGCUUGCUGAGCAGUGGUCGGCGCUCGGUGUGAAGAAUGCUUUCGGUGAUGUACCCAAGAUAACUCAAAUGCAGUCUGAAGCCGGUGCUGCUGGUGCUCUCCACGGUGCCUUGGCGGCCGGUUCUUUGGCCACCACGUAUACUGCCAGUCAAGGUCUCCUCCUUAUGGUUCCUAAUAUGUACAAGAUAGCUGGUGAACUCCUCCCCUGUGUUAUGCAUGUGGCCGCACGUGCUGUUGCUGGUCAGGCGUUAUCUAUUUUUGGUGAUCAUCAGGAUGUCAUGGCUGUUCGUCAGACCGGUUUCGCUAUGAUUGACGCCGAUACUGUCCAGGAGUGCCAUGAUAUGGCUCUGGUAUCUCACCUGGCCACUCUCAGAGCCAGAGUGCCUUUUGUCAGUUUCUUCGAUGGGUUCCGUCUCUCUCAUUGCAUUGAGAAGGUCGAUACUUUACCUUACAAUCAGAUGCGACGGAUGAUCGAUAUGAAGGCACUAAAUGCUCAUCGUGCAAGAGCCCUCAAUCCUACUCGCCCUUAUGUCCGCGGUACCAACGAGAAUCCCGAUGUUUAUUUCCAACAGUUCGAGGCUUCCAACGCUUUCUACGAUAAGACUCCUCAAAUUGUGAAGGAGGAGAUGGACCGUGUUGGCGCUGUUACUGGUCGUCACUAUGACCUUUUCCAAUGGACCGGCCCGAAGGAUGCUGAGGCGGCAAUUGUUAUUUUGGGUUCUGGCGCUAGUGUUAUUGAAGAGUCUCUACCUUACCUCAACUCGCAAGGUAAGAAGGUUGGUGUGCUCAAGCCUCGUCUUUACCGUCCCUGGUCUGCUGAAGACUUCCUCAAGACCUUGCCCAAGUCUGUUAAGCGCAUUGCUGUCCUUGAUAGGACUAAGGAACCUGGUGCUCUCGGAGAGCCUCUCUAUUUGGAUGUUGCCAGUACUAUUCAGGAGUCUGGCCGUUCGAACAUCAAGGUGAUCGGUGGCCGUUGGGGUCUCGGACAGAAGGAUUUCACUCCCAAAUGUGUUGCUGCUGUGGCAGACAAUCUUUAUGCUCAAUACCCCAAGGAUCACUUCUCUGUGGGGAUCGAGGAUGAUGUGACUAACAGGUCUCUGCCUCUCAGUGAUGAGAUCAACGUUUCUCAUCCCAAGACCGUUGAAUGUCUCAUCUACGGUUAUGGGUCUGAUGGUACUGUUGGUGCUAACAAGAACGCUACCAAGAUCAUCGGUGAUAAUACUGACCUCUAUGUCCAGGCAUACUUCGCCUAUGGUUCACAGAAGGCUGGUGGGUUGACCGUUUCUCAUUUGAGAUUCGGUCCCGAGCCUAUUAAAUCCUACUAUUCCGUGAGCAAGGCCGACUAUGUCGGGUGUCACAACCCUACUUACUUGGACAUGUAUCGUAUGACUACUCACCUCAAGGACAACGGUACCUUCUGCUUGAACUCGCCCUUCACCACGGUUGAGGAGUGGAACGAGCAUGUACCCGCUGGUGUUCGCAAGUCCCUUGCUGAGAAAAAUGCUAAGGUUUUCAAUGUCGACGCUUUCAAGGUUGCCCAGGAAUGUGGUAUGGGCCGCAUGAUCAAUGUUGUUAUGCAGUCUGCUUUCUUCAAGCUUGCAAACGUGAUGGAUUUCAAGGAGUGUAUCGGUCUGUAUAAGAAUACCAUUAGAAAGAGUUAUGGCCAUCGUGGUGAGGCUGUUGUCCAGAAGAACUAUGAGAUGAUCGACAAGGCUCUUGAUGCAAUUACUGAGAUCAAGGUUCCUGCUGAAUGGAAGAAUCUAUCGGAUAGUAUGCUCAAUUAUGAACAGACUUAUCAUAAUGCUCUCGGUAACUUGGCUAAGGAUAAGAGUGCUAUUAAUAAGCCGAGCUUCACUGAGAAUAUUCAGGCUCCUAUUGCUCUUCUCCAAGGUGAUGAUAUUCCCGUUAGUGCUUUUGCCAACGACGAACUCGUUGGCGGUAAGGUUCCUCUUGGAACCGCCAAGGUCGAGAAGCGUGGCGUUGCCUUGAUGGUCCCCAUCGUUGAUAUGGACAAGUGCACUCAAUGCAAUAUUUGCUCUAUGUCGUGUCCUCACGCUUGCAUCAGACCCUUCUUGUUGUCCCAAGCUGAGGAUGAUGCCAAGCCGAGUACCUUCGAUACUCGUAAAGCCAAGGGUGGUGCCGAAGUUGCCGGUCUCCACUACAGGAUCCAGGUCUCGCCCUUGGAUUGCACUGGCUGUGAGGUAUGCGUGCAUGCAUGCCCCUAUGAUGCUUUGAGAAUGGAGCACUUAGCUGACUUCAGAGAGAUCGAGGCGCCAAACUGGGAGUAUGCUGUAAGCCUCCCUGAUCGAUCUUCAAGGUUCGAUAAUACCACCCUCAAGGGCAGUCAGUUCUACCAACCUUUGCUCGAGUUCCAUGGUGCUUGUGCUGGCUGUGGUGAAACCCCCUAUGUUCGCCUUCUUACCCAGAUGUUCGGUGACCGCAUGAUGAUUGCUAAUGCUACGGGUUGCUCCAGUAUUUGGGGUGCUCCUUACGGUUCUACUCCUUUCGCUGCGAGGCAUGAUGGGACUGGUCCCGCCUGGGCCAACAGUCUUUUCGAAGACGCUGCAGAAUAUGGUAUGGGUAUGGCUGUGACCACCUCUGUCCGUCGUAAGGCGCUCAAGGCUCGUGUACAGGAACUUCUUCUCGAAGGAAAGGAUAGUCCGCUCUCGCCUGAGUUGUACACUCAGUUGAACGAGUGGGUUGAGAACUUCAGGAAUCCUUCUGUGUGCGCCGCUCUUUCCAAGUCUCUCCCGCCUCUUCUCAAGGCCGAAGCCAGUAAGGAUCCUGCUAUUCAGGAGAUUCUUGAUGUGUCCGAUUUGAUUCCUAAGAUCUCUAACUGGAUCAUCGGUGGUGAUGGUUGGGGUUAUGAUAUCGGUUAUGGUGGACUCGAUCACGUCAUUGCUUCCGGCCAGGACUUGAACGUUUUAGUUUUGGAUACUGAGGCUUAUUCAAACACUGGUGGUCAGAAGUCCAAGGCUACUCCCAUUGGUGCGGUUGCCAAGUUCGCGACCAAGGGUCACGAAGUCGAGAAGAAGAAUUUGGCUGAAAUGGCUAUGGAUUAUGGCACUGUGUACGUUGCCAGCGUUUCCAUGGGUGCCAAUUAUGAUCAGACCUUGAAGGCUUUCUCCGAGGCCGAGGAUUAUGAUGGUUGCUCUGUUAUCGUGGCUUAUGCACCCUGCAUUGAGCACAAGAAUCUCGAUGGUAUGACUCGUACUAUGCAGCAUCAGGCGACCGUUGCUGCUUCCGGCUACUUCCCGAUCUAUCGUUAUAACCCGAUGUUGAAGAGGAUGGGCAAGAACCCCUUCGUUCUUGAUACCAAGAAGCUCACCAUGGGUGUUGAUGCUGUCCUCGACAACGAGAUGCGUUUCGGUGCUUUGAAGAAGCGUGAUGCCGAUCUGUACAAGAAGUACAGCUCUGAGCUUGAUGCUUGGGUCCGUGAACGUUACAGCAAGUACCAGAGAUGGGCUGCUUUGGGUCAGGAAGAUAUCUCUAAUGGUGUUCCGCUGACUCUUCUGUACGGCACCGAGACCGGUACUACCGAGGCCUUGGCUUAUCGUGUUGCUGAACUGGCCCGUCAGCGUGGUUACGCUGUGAAGGUCAUGGAGUGCGAUGAGAUGGACGUGAGUGAGCUCCCUGAAAACAAGAACCUUAUGGUUCUUUGCGCUACUACUGGUGAGGGUACCACUCCUAGGACUGCCCUUCACUUCACUGCGCAGUUGCAGCUUGCUGGUAAGGACAACUCCAAUGCUCAUCUGUUGGACGGUGUCCAAUACGGUGUCUUUGCUUUGGGUGACUCCAGUUAUCAUCACUUCUGCACUGCUGCCAAGAGAAUUGACGAUAUCUUCGCUCAGAUGGGCGGUCAAAGGACAGUUGCCAUUGGUCUCGGUAACGAUCAGGAUGAGGACAAGUAUGAGACUGCCUUUGAGGAUUGGAUGCCGAGUUAUUGGAAGUCUGUGAAUGCUCCUGAGCCUGUUGAUGACGGGUCCAUUCCCGACUCUCAGUUCGAGGUUCGUGAGCUUGACUCUGAUGAAGUC
Molecule: messenger RNA, 4191 nt
Organism: Perkinsus marinus ATCC 50983
Lineage: Eukaryota; Perkinsozoa; Perkinsida; Perkinsidae
Product: Pyruvate-flavodoxin oxidoreductase, putative
Exons: 1
Biological process (GO): response to oxidative stress; electron transport chain
Molecular function (GO): thiamine pyrophosphate binding; oxidoreductase activity, acting on the aldehyde or oxo group of donors; iron ion binding
Source: RefSeq, a predicted model, not a curated record